Molecule: messenger RNA, 1709 nt
Organism: Pimephales promelas (fathead minnow)
Lineage: Eukaryota; Metazoa; Chordata; Actinopteri; Cypriniformes; Leuciscidae
Source: RefSeq, a predicted model, not a curated record
UCAAAAAAGGAUAAUUAAGCACAGGAGAACCCAAGAGACACAAACUGGAGACCAAGAAAGAGAUGCUCUACCACACUAUGAAGAGAUAGGUGUGAUGAAAAGGAGAAUACAGCAAAUGAAAGGUGAACUAGAGAACAAAUUACAAGACAUCCAGAGAAAGGAACUGGAAAGAAUAGGCAUGCAAAGAGAAAAACUUGAGUUGGAGCUACGGAAAGCUGAGAUAGAAAGAUAUAAUGAAGCCCUCCGGGAUCAGAGAGAAACCGACAGACUCAAGCUCAUGGAAAAGGAGAAGGAAAUACUUAUUUUAAGGGAGUGCAUGCUGAUAGAGAUCAAUCAACUGAAGAGCAAAGAGACAGAAACAAGUACACAGCGCUUGGAGAUGAUGGAGCGCCUCGUCGGUGAUGCAGCGGUAAGGAUGGACCGAUUCAGACGGGUUACGGACAGAGCCGUGCAAACCCUGAUGUCGGAAGCAGAUGGAGAGCAGUUCGGAAGAGCUGAGAGAGUGACGACAGAUCUGGUGGAAAGUGUCAGUGGAAGGGUGGAGAUUUCUCGGGAUGUCCUGAGCGAGGGCAGGGAGGAAGAAUCCCAGAGUGGGGGCGUGGCUGGACCAACUUCACGGAGAUUGAGGCUAUUGCACUGGAUCAGACGGUGCUGCUGUUGCUGCUGUCCCAGAAAUGCUAGAAACACUGAAGAGGACACAGAUGACAUUUUAUAAACACAUGUCUUGUUUAUCAAGUCAAUCUUCACAUGGAAUUUGAAUGAAAGUGAGAAGUACUUUCUUAAGUACAAUGUAUUUUUAUCUGUAUAUUAUAUGCAGUGUUCAGAGGGAGGGGGGUGGUCGGGGCAAUAACCUUAAAAAAAAUGGAAUUCUAGAAAGCAUAAUAAAGUCAUUUAAUUACAGCUUAUUUGCGUAGUACCAAAUGAUUAAUGUUUAUCACAGUUCAUAUGAACCAAAAAUAUCAAAGCUUUGCAUUUUCAAAACACAACACAGAUGUUUGCACAGAGAACCACAAUUAAUGUCAUGUAGAUCUGGGAUCUGGAUCAACUGAUGCUGAAAUUAUCUAUUUUGAUUUCUUAUAGCAAAUUACUAUAAUUAUCUAGUGUUUUGUGUUAUAAUCCCUCAUGAAUCUUACCAAAAGGAAGUGAAGUGUUUGGUUCUCUUAAUUGACAACUCUGGAAAUUUCUGCGAAACUAUCUGUGAAAAUAAAAAGCUCACCUGUUAUGUCCAAAGGUCAUUAUGCAUAUUCAUUUGGGGUCUGAGAAGAGCACUGAUAAAUGAGAGAAUGAAUAUCCUGUUCUUACGACUGCACCUGUUCGUCUUUGUUAUGUUCACAUUCUUGCAGCUCUGCAUGAUGGGAGAGUUGCAGAUGUGUCUUGUAUAACAUGGAUACACAGAAGCUGCCUUGAGUGAUUCUUUUCACAAGGAUCUAUAGUAUGCCAAAGAACCUCCAAUGAACUACACUGGCAGGAUAAUUACAGUGGCCAAUUAUUUAGCAACUGAACAAAAAGAGAGCUUUGUGAAUUUUUUAACUCAGAUUAACGACGAGGCAAUCUAUUUUUAGAUGGUAACACCAUCAAGAGUCCAUUAAGAGGAUCAAACACUCAAAUAUAUUUAUUACUUUCAGUGUCUUGGCUUGGAUUUGUAUUUCACAAACAGUAUAUUUUGCAAUAAAUAGCUUUGGACUGAAAUAAAUAAAAAUCAGAAUUUA